AUGGCUCUGUGUGCCUACAGGGGAUGCCCGAAGCUGGAGUCUCAUGAAGCCUGCCUAUCUGGGAACCCUGCAGAUCUGGAGAAACGUAAACAAGUGUUUGGAGAGAACCAGAUUCCCCCCCAAAAGCCCAAGACCUUCUUAGGGUUAGUGUGGGAAGCCCUUCAGAAUGGCACGCUCAUCAUCCUGGAGAUCGCAGCCAUCAUCUCCCUGGUCCUGUCCUUCUACCGCCCCCCAGGGGGAGAAAAUGAACAGUGUGGUCUAGCCGUCAGUAGCCCAGAGGACGAAGGGGAGGCGGAAGCUGGCUGGAUUGAGGGCGCAGCCAUCUUAUUCUCGGUGAUCAUCGUCGUGCUCGUGACCGCCUUCAAUGACUGGAGCAAGGAGAAGCAAUUCCGGGGGCUGCAGAACCGCAUCGAGAAGGAGCAGAAGUUCUCCGUUAUCCGGAAUGGGCACAUCAUUCAGCUCCCUGUGGCUGAGAUUGUGGUGGGUGACAUUGCCCAAAUCAAAUACGGUGACCUGCUGCCUGCAGACGGGAUCCUGAUCCAGGGCAACGACCUCAAGAUUGACGAGAGCUCUCUGACGGGGGAAUCGGACCAUGUCAAGAAGUCCUUGGAGAGGGACCCCAUGCUGCUCUCCGGGACCCAUGUAAUGGAAGGUUCCGGACAAAUGGUGGUGACUGCUGUGGGUAUCAGCUCUCAGACUGGAAUAAUUUUUACCCUCUCGGGAGCCAGUGAGUGGGAAGAGGAAGAGAAGAAGAAGAAAGGUAAAAAACAAGGAGUCCCUGAAAAUCGCAACAAAGCAAAGACCCAAGAUGGAGUGGCCUUGGAAAUCCAGCCACUCAACAGCCAGGAGGGGAUCGACAGUGAGGAAAAGGAGAAGAAGGCCGCCAAGCUGCCCAAAAAGGAGAAGUCCGUGCUGCAGGGCAAGCUGACCCGCCUGGCCGUCCAGAUUGGGAAAGCUGAUUCUGACUCAAGCAGUCUGGGUGGGACCUGUGUUCCUAACAAGCCCCUGGGUGGGGCCCGCGCUGCUGCUCUGCUGAGCACAGGAUCAGAGAGGAAGACCAGAACAGCAUCUUUUGUGGGAAGGCGGCCCCGCCCUCACUGUGGCGCGCCUGUCUCCCCAGGCAUCAUCGACAGCACUGUCGGAAACCAGCGACAGGUGGUGGCUGUCACCGGUGACGGCACCAAUGAUGGGCUGGCUCUGAAGAAAGCAGACGUCGGUUUUGCCAUGGGUAUUGCAGGCACAGACGUGGCAAAGGAGGCCUCCGACAUCAUCCUAACAGACGACUUCACCAGCAUUGUGAAGGCGGUGAUGUGGGGGCGGAACGUCUACGACAGCAUCUCCAAGUUCCUGCAGUUCCAGCUCACCGUCAACGUGGUGGCCGUGAUCGUGGCCUUCACUGGAGCCUGCAUCACCCAGGAUUCCCCACUGAAGGCCGUGCAGAUGUUGUGGGUGAAUCUCAUCAUGGACACCUUUGCCUCGCUGGCCCUGGCCACAGAGCCUCCUACAGACUCUCUGCUGAAGCGCCGGCCCUACGGGCGCAAUAAGCCUCUGAUCUCGCGCACCAUGAUGAAGAACAUCCUGGGUCACGCCGUCUAUCAGCUCACCGUCAUCUUUUUCCUUGUCUUUGCGGGUGAGCCACGCGGAGGUUGGGGAGGGUGGGGUGGGGGCCAGCGUGUGGAGUGCGAGAAGGAGAUGGGCAGAGAGGGGCCCGAGAGGAGGAGGGCGCAGGGCGCAGGCUGA
Messenger RNA from Capra hircus (goat), 1740 nucleotides. It is a transcript of the gene ATP2B4, whose product is annotated as ATPase plasma membrane Ca2+ transporting 4. Lineage: Eukaryota; Metazoa; Chordata; Mammalia; Artiodactyla; Bovidae. The record is from RefSeq and is a predicted model, not a curated record. Gene Ontology annotation, cellular component: membrane; intracellular membrane-bounded organelle. Gene Ontology annotation, molecular function: PDZ domain binding; ATP binding; P-type calcium transporter activity. Bases 1 to 1740 code for a protein of 579 amino acids. The transcript has 11 exons. Gene Ontology annotation, biological process: regulation of cytosolic calcium ion concentration.